UUUCUUCUCAUCGAGUAUAAAAGUAUAAGAACUCACUGUUUUGCCAUUAAUCGGUUGCUAACAACUAGAGUGAUAACAGACUGCUCCACUUACGAGAAAUAAAAUAGUAAAUAUGAGAGGAUUCUCGGUUUUAUUGUUGGCUGUUUUCGCCGCAGCCGUUUCGAUAAGUUAUGCUGCAGACGCAGCAGCUGCUGCAGACGCAGGUGCUGCAGCAGCUUCUGGUGCAACAAGUGGUGCCGGAACAGGCGCUGCAGCAGGUUCAGAAGCAGCAAGUGCUGCUAAUUCUUCAAGCACUGCCGCAGCUGGUGCAGGUUCUGGAGCAGCCACAGAAGCGGGAAGUGCUGCUGGAUCUGCUGCAAAUGCUGGUAGUACUGCUGGAUCGGCUGGAGAUGCUGCAAGUGGUGCUGGAUCCCAAGCAGCUAGUGCAGCAACUGCAGGUGCUGGAUCCUCGGCUGGUGUUGGCAGUAUGUUAAAUAAAGUUCCUGUUGCUGGAGGUUUGAUUAGCGGAAUAUUGGGUGGAAGUUUAUCUGAUAUUCUCCAUAAAAUACCAAUAGCAGGAGAUCUUUUCAGAUGAAAUAUUUAAAUACUUGUUUUUUAAGUACUUGUCACUCUUUUUCGUCAUUUAUAUUUAGAUCAAAUUAUUGCUGAAUAAUUUUAGUUUUUUUAUUGUUACGAUACUGUAAAUUCUCAGAUGUAUUAAUGAGUGAUUAAAAUUUUUUUUUUAAUUUA
Molecule: messenger RNA, 729 nt
Organism: Microplitis mediator
Lineage: Eukaryota; Metazoa; Arthropoda; Insecta; Hymenoptera; Braconidae
Product: fibroin heavy chain-like
Exons: 2
Coding region: 113-574 (153 amino acids)
Source: RefSeq, a predicted model, not a curated record